GGAGAGAGAGAGACGGGGAGUAGACAAGAGAGAGAGAGAUUUUCCACCAAGCUUUUUUUCUUUCUGCCCUUGAGCAUCCCGGGUAAACCCGAGCUUGUAAAGUGGGAGGAGAAGAAGGACGGGCACCAGCCCUUCCUCAAAGUCAAUAUUUUCACUUUUGAUACUUCUUCAAGCUGGAAAUCACGCUUUCUCUUUUUUCCCCACCGCCCAUUUCCAGAUCUAGGACACCGUUAUAUCCUGUGCAGUCAUCCGCGGUGUAAUAAAAAAGUUACCGGCAGGAGAAGAAAAUAAACACGGAGACCAGAUCAAAUCAGAUAACGGGAGUGGAGUACAGUAGCCUACACCUCGACAGGAGCGGGGUAGUGUGGAUGGAGUCGUGCAAGGCUUACGGCAGAGGGGCGGUCGAAUAAAGGGACACAGAGCAGCUCUACCGAAUCAGAUGAAUGUUCUAAGACAAUCACUGAGGCAAGGCUCUCCCUUAUCAUCCCUAGCGGGCAGCUCUCAUCUCUCCCAGCCGAAAAGGACCUCUGAAGUAUGGAUUUGUUCUGCUGAUUCUCCAACGACCCCCACCAUGGCAAGCGCAGCAUUGGCACCACUAUGGUUGAAGUAGAUGUGACGUUUCUCUGACUUUCGACGCCCCCUGCUCUAUUAUUUGUCACUCUUUUCCAAAUCCGACAUCGAAACAAACCCCACUCCUCCUCGGACCACUCUCGUGCCAUGCUCCGCCAGGCCGUGUUGCUCCUCCUGCACUGCUUUGCCUCCUUGACACUGGGCCAGUACGACCUGUGCAAGUCCCUGGUGAGCACGGACGAUGGCGCGGUGUGGGAGCAGUAUGCGUGCCAGCCCAAGGCCCAGUCCAUGAAGGACUACAUGCGGGUCAAGGUGGACCCGCCAGGCAUCACCUGCGGGAACCCGCCCGAGAGAUUCUGCACUCUGGAGAACCCGUACCUGUGCAGUGACGAGUGUGACGCCGCCAAUCCGGACCUGGCCCACCCUCCUCAGCUGAUGCAGGACCGCGAGCGCACCGGCCGCAUCACCUACUGGCAGACAGUCACAUGGUCCCGUUACCCAGAACCCCUCUUGGCCAACAUCUCCCUAGCCUGGAACAAGAGCCUGGAGCUGACGGAUGACAUCGCCAUUACCUUUGAGUACGGCCGCCCCACCAUAAUGGUGCUGGACAAGUCCACGGACCACGGCCGCACCUGGCAGCCCUACCAGUUCUACGCCGACGAUUGUCUCGACUCCUUUAACAUGGCACCAAAGCGUGUCCCCGACCUAUCGCCUGCGAAUAUUACCCGUGUCAUCUGCACUGAGCAGUUCUCACGCUGGGUGGGAUCGAAGAACGAUAAGAACGUGAAGUUCGAGGUUCGGGAGCGUUUCGCGGUGUUCGCCGGGCCGAGGUUGCUCAACAUGGACAGCUUGUACACCCGUAUGGAGAGUAUGAAGGGCCUUAGGGACUUCUUUACCUUCACUAACCUCAGGCUGAGGCUGCUCAGGCCGGCCCUGGGGGGAACCUACGUGCAGAGGGACAACCUGCUCAAGUACUUUUACGCUAUCUCCAACAUCGAGGUGCCCGCAAGGUGUAAGUGUAACCUGCACUCAUCGCUGUGCCUGCUGCAAGAGGGGAACCUCCAGUGUCAGUGUGAACACAACACCACAGGACAGGACUGUCAGCGCUGCAAGAAGGGCUUCAAGGCCAAGUCCUGGAAAGCUGGCUCAUACCUGCCCACACCCAACGGAUCUCCCAACACCUGUGCAAUUGCUGGUGCCCCCACGGGCGGUGGUUCUAACUGUGAGUGCUACGGCCACUCUAACCGCUGCAGCUACAUAGACUACUUGAACAUCGUGACGUGUGUCAGCUGCAAGCACAAUACCAGAGGACAGAACUGCCAGCACUGCAGACUGGGCUACUUCAGAAACAACUCUGCCGAACUGGAUGAUGAGGACGUCUGCAUCGAGUGUAACUGUAACCAGAUGGGUUCUGUCCAUGACCGGUGUAAUGGGACAGGCUUCUGCCAGUGUAAAGACGGCACUACGGGGCCCAAGUGUGACGACUGUUUCCCUGGGUACUACUGGAAACAAGGGUGUUACCCUAAUGUGUGUGACGAGGAGCUGCUCCUGUGCCAGAAUGGUGGGACGUGCUCCCAGAACCAGAAGUGUAUCUGUCCUCCAGAGUUUAAGGGCGUGCUGUGCCAACAGUCCCGCUGCGAGGGGGGCAAGGCAUGCAACACCGCAUCCACCCCCCAACUCCACCUCCUGGCCCCCCUCGUCCUGCUCUGCGUCCUGCUACCCCACCUUCUGGCCACAUUAACUGCACACUGAGUCACCUGCUGCACCCUCAAACACAGAAGGAACUGUUGUGUGUCUGGGCAAUCCCAGAGAAGGAAGAGUGGGAAAGGCCUGCUAGCUGGCCAAGGACCCUAUGAGCACACACAAACCCACACACACAUCACAAGACUGUUACUGACUCGGGGGAACCCCCCCUGCUGUGAGAGUAAAACGAGGGGGCAACUGAACAGAGAAAGAGAGAGAGACUUCAGAGAAGACAGAGGAAGACUGAGGAAAAUCAAGACAACCAACCCACUGUAUCUCCCUUUAUACGAGAGAACUAGAGGAAUCUCAUACCAAAAAGCAUUAUUAUUACUAUUAAACGAGCAAAUGAGAACACUUUAAAUCAUUCACUAUGAAGAAGAAGGGAGGGAGGAAAUGGCUGAUGUAACACAAGGACGUUUCCUUUGUCUUUGUUGAUUGAGUUAAUGCACCCCUCUUCUCUUGAGACCCUGCACUUACUGCUGCGGAAAGACAGACAGGGAUUGUGUUUGACUAGACUUGGGAGGAGGGCUGGGGGGCGGGCUAGGUCGUGUUUCGCUGCUGAGUAUAAACCAGGUUUCACGACUAAGACUCGAAAACCUGAGACUUGUUAUCACCUUCUUCCUUUUUAUGCUGCAGUUUUUUUUUAUUUCAUCACCUUCUUCUGUCAAUGUAUCUUAUGUGCCCACCGACAGACGCUGAGAUUAUACAUUUCAUUAUUACAAUAUCCAGAAGGUUAUCAAUAUUAAGAUUUUAGUCACUAUUAUGGUCGUUAUAGGAAUGAGUGUGUUGCCACUGUUUAGAGAGAUUUUAUCUUCACACAGUAUUCAGGAAUAAAACAGAAUCUAACAUACCAACAGUCUAAAAAUAGAGAGUAAAAGAGAGAAAGUAUCAAUAUUAUAAGACAUUAUUUGAAUAUUUUUUGGAGAGAUUAUUUUUGUUUGGAGUUAUAAUAAAUUAACUAUUCCAAAGGAGCAUUUUAUUACACUGUAAACUUUACAGUAAA
This is a messenger RNA of Coregonus clupeaformis (lake whitefish), 3316 nucleotides long. Its product is annotated as netrin-G2. The record is from RefSeq and is a predicted model, not a curated record. The transcript is spliced from 9 exons. NCBI's taxonomy places the organism in Eukaryota, Metazoa, Chordata, Actinopteri, Salmoniformes, Salmonidae. The coding region runs from base 718 to 2322 and encodes 534 amino acids.